Messenger RNA from Ailuropoda melanoleuca (giant panda), 3245 nucleotides. It is a transcript of the gene B3GALT5, whose product is annotated as beta-1,3-galactosyltransferase 5. Gene Ontology annotation, molecular function: N-acetyl-beta-D-glucosaminide beta-(1,3)-galactosyltransferase activity. Gene Ontology annotation, cellular component: endoplasmic reticulum; Golgi membrane. Lineage: Eukaryota; Metazoa; Chordata; Mammalia; Carnivora; Ursidae. Bases 101 to 1036 code for a protein of 311 amino acids. Gene Ontology annotation, biological process: protein O-linked glycosylation. The transcript is spliced from 2 exons. The record is from RefSeq and is a predicted model, not a curated record.
GUGCCCAACGGCAUUCGCUGACAGCUCUUUGGCAAGUUUCCUCUUGGAAUCUACCCUGUGGUUAACCUUCAAAGCAGAGGGUCAUCAGAGCCAGGAGAAAAUGGCUUACGCGAAGAUGCGCUUGUUGCACGUUUCCCUGGUGGUCCUGGGAGCCCUCUGUUUGUAUCUUAGCAUGUACGGUCUGACUCCUUUUAAAGAUGAGCCGUUUGUUUUCAAGAAAGAAAGGGGGACCUUCCUUCAGCUGCCAGAUAUCAACUGCAGGCAGGAGCCCCCCUUCCUUGUCCUGCUGGUGACCUCCUCCCACGAACAGAUGUUUGCUCGCACGGUCAUCCGGAACACAUGGGGAAAAGAAAAGAAUGUGAGCGGAAAACGCAUAAAAACCUUCUUCCUUCUGGGGGCCACCGCCAGUAAAGACCUGUCGAAAGUGGUGGCGCAGGAGAGCCAGAGGCACCGCGACAUCAUCCAGAAGGACUUCACGGACGCCUACUUCAACUUGACCCUGAAGACCAUGAUGGGAAUCGAGUGGGUCCACCGCUUCUGUCCUCAGGCAGCUUUCGUGAUGAAAACGGACUCGGACAUGUUUGUCAACAUCGACUACCUGACCGAGCUCCUCCUUAAGAAAAACAGAACCACUCGGUUUUUCACCGGCUUCUUAAAACUGAACGAAUUUCCCAUCAGGGACAAGCACAACAAGUGGUUUGUCAGUAAGUAUGAAUACCCGUGGGAGAAGUACCCGCCCUUUUGCUCGGGCACGGGCUACGUGUUCUCCAGCGAUGUUGCAAGUCAGGUGUACGAUGUGUCCGACAGCGUCCCGUUCAUUAAACUGGAAGACGUCUUCGUGGGGCUCUGCCUGGAGAAACUGAAAAUCGGGCUGGAGGAACUCCACUCCGAGCAGACCUUUUUCCCAAACGGGUUGGCCUUCUCCACGUGUCGUUUUAAGAAAAUCGUGGCCUGCCAUUUCGUCAAGCCUCGCAACAUGCUGAGCUAUUGGCAGGCUCUGGAAAAUUCUCUGGAAGAGGAGUGUCCAGCGGUCUGAGGGGAGCCCGGCGGCCCCUGUGGACACACUUGAGACAACCCACAGUGAUGGUUUUGGGAGAUCUUCAGGCGGUAUCUCUGACGAUUGUCAUGGGGGCAGGGAGGGAGUGAGGAGGGAGGAGGGAGAGGCAGGGGAGGGCGACACCCUGCACCGCUGCACAUCUAACGGCGUUUGUAAGCCUGAGUGAAACUGCUCGGUGCCCGAGCGAUAGCAGGUGCCGUCUCUUGAGUCCCUGCACUACUGCGCUAAGUGUCUGAUGCACGCCUCCGUUUUCCCAUUUCCAGGAUCAGCGUCCACAUGCAGCGGUGGGUGUCGGCAUCCGCCUCUCACACACCGGGCAACAGCAGCUCACAGAAACACAGGGCCCUGUCCCGAGGCUCCCAGCCAGCAAAUGCGGGGGCCGGGAUGAAAAUCCAGCGCUGUCAGAACCCAGGCGCGGCCCCUGGCUUGGCCCGCCUCUCCAUCCUGACUCCCUUGGCCGGGAGUGGAGGCCAGGAGGGCUCAGAGGGAAGCCUGAUGGUGGCAUCCUUCAGUCCCUUUCUAGAGUCCUUUCCACCUCAGCUCCCAGUCCUUGAGCUUUUAGUGUUGUCACUGGGGUGAAGCUGCACGCCCCCCAGCCCCUUCAUUCACUGCAGUGGAUCUAGUGGGGACCCCGAGUCCCUGUGAGCCGCUUGGCAUUCAGCUCACGGCACAGCAAGCGCAUCCCCGGCCAUCGCCCUUAGGAAACGGCCAUCUCUAGGCAGAAACCCGUGUUUAUAGAUUCGGCUUCGAAAUAACCGCAAAUCGUAGCCUGUUGAGCAGAUCUCUCAGCCACACUGCCGACGUCCCCAAGGGCACGGCAUCUCCUGUGAGCGAUCUGUUUGCUCAGAUGCCCCUGGUCUGCACUUGAGGGCGCCAGGGUCACACCGGAGGGCAGCGGGGCACCAGGCUGGGCCUGUGGAGGAUUCUGGGAACUUUUCUGGGAGUUCAGGUGGGUUUAUGUCAAGAUGCCCUCCAGGACCCUGUUGGACUCUGAGCUGAAAUGAGCUCUGGUCAAGGGGGGCUGUCUUCCUGGCCUGCUUCUCAUGCUUGACCCAAGCUCAUCUUGGCAUUUCUCAGACGGCCAGGGAACAACUGAGUUUGUGGAGUGGAGAUUAACCUUCCGUUAUCAGGUUCGUGGGAGCCCGUUCCGCAAGUUGUGGAGGGAGGCCCUGCUUGGCUGGGGUCUUCACCCGUUCAGCUGCUGUGGGAUCCCGUGCAAAGUCGCCUUGCCCCCGGUCGUAGGAAUGGUUGGUCUUAUUUGUUACGUGCCCCGACCUGACUUUAGCAGCACUCAGAGUGAAGGCCUCGCGGGGCUGGGUGUCCCACAGAAGCCGGACCGAGCACAUGCCUGAGUCCAGGAGGGGGUAUUGCUGCAAAAUGACUGUGGCGACACGAACUCGAACAGCAUUUCUCCUAUCUGCUGCUUCUCCGCAGAUGUGUUUCCUUACCCUGGCGGCUCUGGCUACGUGCAGAAAACCUUCCUUCCCAGGUGGGACAGUCAGGGACUGAGCUCAGAUUUUGCCGGAGCCUUCGUCCUGCAGGAGGGCUGCCCCUGAUUCGGAAGAUAAUGGUGGGUGUGGGGGGUGUUGAGGGUGAAGGAGCUCGUCUGGCAGCAGGGCGGGGUCUGUGCCUACAUGUCUACCCCGUGUGGGGUGUGUGUCCGUGCGGCCCCUGGGCUCGGUGGACUCGGGAUGGCGGACUCGGGAUCCGGCCUUCUCAUCAGCCUGUAGCUCAGUCAGGGACCGUGAGCACAGGCAUGGCUGUGUUAUCCGAGUCGGGCUCUUGGGCCCAACAAUGAUAGAAGUGAGGCAGGACCCAAAAUUCAAAGACACAAGCAGGGCUUUGUUGGAGAAAGUUCCCACUAGUGUUCCCAGUCCUGUCCCCCUUGUGCCACUAAGGGACGGAAAAGUGCCUCGUCCUGAUGGGCUGAUACUGGCAGGCAACCCAGCAGCCCAUUGGUGUUUUUGGAGCCACGGUCUUCCAAGGUGGUGGAGCUCCGUCUGUCCCCGCCUCAACAGGAUAUGGCCUGGCUGUUGUUUGAAGUCCGGCUGGUGUGGGGUCAGAUCCUGGUUCUGCUCUGUGAGAAAGAAAAGCCGUUCAGGAAGAAGAGCCGGCCAGAGGCGCCCCAGGUGCAUAAUGUUUUUCAUCUGGGGCUUGUUCCUGUGGUCCCCGAGUGUCUCAUGCCCCC